UGUUGCCCUAUUACUCACGACAGUAUGGGCGCGGCCAUUGAUGUUUAGUGGUUGAGUUUAUUAUUUAUAUGAACAAAUAAUAUAUACAAUAUAGUAUAUAAAUUUUCUAGCACUGGAAUCACUUGACUUUCACUAUAAAUUCCUGUGGAAUACUCUUUGGUAAAAUUGUGAAUGGGAUUAUAUUGAAUGAAUUUAUUAAUGGUUGGGAUGAAAGACAGUGAAAUUGUUUAAGUGAAUAAGGAGUGUAUAUAGUAGGUGUUUUUAAAAAAUUUCAUCAAGGCUCUGUCAGAAAAGAUUUUUACCUGCAAUGAUGAUUACGAAGGCAUUUGGGAUCAUUUUUUUACUAGGAAUACUAAAUAAAGAAGUUUCUGGGUUUGGCGGAUGGUUAGUUUGCUAUCGUUGCAACAGUAAUCAGCCAGGGUGUGGCUCCCCAAUGAAUUGGCUGUGGUACUGGGGAGAAUACUGUCCUGAGGAGAACGAUGUUUGUGUGAAAGUUACUGAGCGUAAAGGAGCUGAGGAAAUGAUCACGAGAGAGUGCCUAAGUUCCUUGAAAGGCUUCAGAACAGAUAUUCCCGCUGACAAGUACGAGGGCUGUCGUUCGGCAGUUAAAGACGUGCGUCUAGGACAUUACGUCAACAACAGUAUAACCCAGCUCGACAUUCACAGAGACUACUAUGACGAGACAACCUGGUGCCUAUGUUUUUUUGAUAAUAGAUGUAACAAUGCCACUGGAAUCCAAAUCUCCGCACUCCUCAUUCUACUCAUUACCUUCGUCCAAUGCUUUAUGAGCUACAAUUGCAAUUGAUAUACAUUAUUCACGAGUAGAAUAUAAUUGAAGAAAAACUAUAAGGAGUCGUGAGAAUUCGAGGCCCAUCGGCGUCAUCUUCACGUCUAGUCCGUCCAUUUAAUUAAUACCGAGAUUAAUGUAACGUGAAAUCAAUCCGUCCAAUGAUCGAUGGAAAAAUCCAUCUAAAUUUUAGAGAAUUUUAUAAAAAAUUUUAUACAUUUUUAACAAACGCCACUAUUUUAUAAUUUGUCAUUAAAAUUUUUAUACUUCACCAUUGAAUAUCGCCACAAAGUCUUGAUUACAUAAAAAUUUUUAAAUCAAUAAAUUCUAAUGGAGUCUGAACUAAAAAUAUCCACAAUUUUCUGAAUUCAUCGGGUAAGUUGAGUCGAAUGAUCGUUAGGGUGAUUUUAAAUUACACCAUUCAUAUUGAAGAUGCGCAAAACUUUCCCACUCAUGAAUGAUACAAAAAAUUAUUGAAAUACCAUGGAAUUCUAUGAAUUGUUGAUUAAUAUUUUAAGAAUUUACUCGGAAAUAUCCUGAAAAUUCAGUGACAAGAUGGGAAAUAAUUGUUUUCGUCCUUUCUUCAUUAUCAAUUAUUAUUACCGUAUCAUGAUUACAAAUUUGUAUUUUUACAAAGAUAUCGUGAAAUCUCACUUGAUCUAUUAAUCUUCAUUUCAUCUUGUAUUUGCAAUAUAAUUACGACGAAGGAUAAUGUGUACAUGUAUGUUUGCUUGUAAAAAUCAAACAUAAUGGAAAAUAAAGUUUUUUUUUCUCAUAACA
Messenger RNA from Diachasmimorpha longicaudata, 1567 nucleotides. RefSeq lists its product as uncharacterized. Gene Ontology annotation, biological process: regulation of synaptic transmission, cholinergic; sleep; positive regulation of voltage-gated potassium channel activity. The coding region runs from base 308 to 805 and encodes 165 amino acids. NCBI's taxonomy places the organism in Eukaryota, Metazoa, Arthropoda, Insecta, Hymenoptera, Braconidae. The transcript is spliced from 3 exons. The record is from RefSeq and is a predicted model, not a curated record.